Messenger RNA from Metarhizium brunneum ARSEF 3297, 1065 nucleotides. NCBI's taxonomy places the organism in Eukaryota, Fungi, Ascomycota, Sordariomycetes, Hypocreales, Clavicipitaceae. The record is from RefSeq and is a predicted model, not a curated record.
AUGACGAGGCGAGUGCUCGAACAGCGCCCGGCGCAGGAGGCUCCUCCGUGCCGGGAACCAGCCGCUCCGGCGCCGUUCCCACGGAGCUUCUACUCAUUCAGCCUGGGCACCACGAUACGCCCUCGCCCAGGACGACGGGCCGUGUCCCGCCAUGCCCCGGCCGAUGAUGCCACCAAGAAGCUCAUCUACACCAUUGUAAAGGCCGACCUGCUCAUCCCCGGCGCCGACGAGCCCGUCCCCGACGCGGCCCUCGUCGCGGAAGCCAAGCUCAUCGUCUGGGUCGGCAAGCAGGACGCCAUCCCCGCCGAGUACACGCAAAAGUGCCGCGGGACCUACUCGGUGCCGUACCUGAUGCCCGGGCUCUGGGACUGCCACGCGCACCUCCUGGCGGGCGGCGACGACGAGGCCUCGUGGCCGGCGUACAUGGGCUUCGUGGCCGGGCAGCCGGCGGCCGAGGGCGCGCGGCUCGCCCGGCUGUGCUGGGAGGUGCUGCAGCGCGGGUACACGUCCCCGGGCAUCUUGGCCGCCGUCGAGGCCGGCGUGCGCACCGUCGAGCACGCCUCGCUCGCCGACGACGAGUGCCUCGCCCUCAUCAAGCGGAGGGGCGUCGUCUACGUCGCCACCCGCGAGGCCAUUGAGCUGCUGCUCGAGCUGGGCGACGACCUGCCCCGCGUGCACCGCGACAAGCUCCGCCUCGUGGCCGGGCACCACAUGGCCGCGUACCGGGCUGCCGUCGCCGCCGGCGUCACCAUUGCGCUGGGAACAGACGCCCUUGCCGCCCUGACCAUGGCCCGGGAGCUGGAAUGGGCCGUCGAGGCCGGGCUGUCGAACCUCGAGGCCAUCCGCGCCGCUACUGCUAACGGGCCGCUGACCGUCGAGGGCCAGGCGCCCAGGACGGGGCAGCUCAAGGCCGGGUACGAGGCUGAUUUUAUCGGCGUCACGGCGAAUCCCGUCGCCGAUGUCCGCGUCUUGCAGAACGAGGAGAAUAUCAGAUGGGUGUGGAAGGGGGGCAGGCUCUUCAAGGGCCCGGGUGUUGGCCCUUGGGGGGAACCCGCGUGGGCUUGA